AUGUCCGAGGUCGAGCUUGAAUCAGAAAUGGAGUGGGAAGAGGACGCUCCGUUCCUCACCCAUGAUGAACGGGAGCAAGCAGAUGCUGGCAUUGAGCCAGAAACAACGCCCACUCAUGAACAACCCGAUGAGCCGUUACCAACGAGACCUCUUAUCAGGGCUGCGCCAUGGCAAGCCAAGACACCCGGAACCAUUGUGUUUCUUGCCGCUGUUAUGAAGUUUUGUAUCACAUCCAGUGGCAUGCUGCUUCUUAUCCCCGUAUAUCGACUGAUUGAAGAUGCGCUGUGUCAUGUACAUUAUGAGGACGACUCAUACGAUAUUAUUGACGAGAUGAAAUGCAAAGUAGAUGACGUGCAGUCCCAGCUGGCGUCUCUGAUCGGGUGGUGCGGCUUGUUUAAUUCCGUCAUGACAUUGCUGGUCACUUUCCCUUACGGCAUGUUGGCUGACCGUAUCGGCCGCAAGCCCACGGCUGUCCUUGCUUAUGUUGGUCUUGCCAUUUCAUUCAGUUUCACGCCGCUCAUGUUUGGCGUAUUCCAAGACACCCUUCGUCGAAAUCCGUAUAUUAUCAUGACGGGUUCGCUCUGGGCGUUGCUAGGCGGCGGUGUACCGGUCUUGCUCAAUACCUUGUACGCUGUUGCUGCCGAUGUCAGCACCGAGCAACAAAAGGCGGCUAGCUUCUUAUAUCUCACCUUUGGGGCUACUCUUGGCGGCCUCAUCGGCCCUCUACUUGCUGGUGUUUUAAUGACCAACUUCGGGCCGUGGGUGCCAGUCUACGUUGCCUUGACUGUCACGCCAUUUAUGCUUUGCAUCUUCUUUUUCAUCCCAGAGACCUUGAAUGUGGAGACGAGAGCAAAGAGGAACAAGGACCAAACAUUCGCCCAAGCCUUCAAAGAGCAUGUCGGCAAGGGUCUGGAUGAUCUGAUGCACUCUGUGGACAUGAUUAAGAAUAUCAACAUACCCCUUUUACUGCUCACCUUCUUCUUUCAGUCGGCCAGAUUCGCGGCAUAUACUUCGGUAUUGGCGCAGUAUAUUAGCAAACACUUUGGAUGGAAGCUUGCAGAGACAAGUUUGCUCUUGUCACCGCUGGGCGUCCUCAACCUCAUUAUUCUGGUCGCAUUACCCAAGGUCUCGGAGAUUCUGGUGUCACGUCGAUUCAAGUUCACAGUAUUCGGGAAAGACUUGUUCCUCACCCAAGUAUCGACGUUUCUCAUUAUUCUUGGCGCCCUCAUCGAAGCCUUUAGCCAAAAUGUAAUCCUCUUUCUUUUCGGAUUGUUCAUUGGGACAUUUGGUGCUGCCGAUAGCCCACUCGCUCGAGCCACGGUGUCGCACUAUGUUGAUGCCAAGUCUAUCUCGAAACUGUACGCCCUCAUUGGAAUGAUGGAAGUAUCGGGUUCAUUCAUUGCCGGCCCGGUGCUGGCGAAGCUGUUUAAUAUCGGGCUAGAACGCAGGGGUAUUUUUAUCGGCCUGCCUUGGUUCUAUAUGGCGUUCUUGUGCGGUAUUGCAUUCAUGGCGCUGCUAUUUGUCCGACCGCCUCCCGGUAACAAGAGUGCAGGUGAUGAAACCUUUUGUCGCGAACCUGGAGUUGUGAAUGAAUCGGCGACGGAAGACCCGUUGUGUCCGGAGUGA
Metarhizium brunneum ARSEF 3297 is the source of this 1626-nucleotide messenger RNA. Its product is annotated as MFS efflux pump atnC. Gene Ontology annotation, biological process: transmembrane transport. Lineage: Eukaryota; Fungi; Ascomycota; Sordariomycetes; Hypocreales; Clavicipitaceae. Gene Ontology annotation, molecular function: transmembrane transporter activity. The record is from RefSeq and is a predicted model, not a curated record. Gene Ontology annotation, cellular component: membrane.